Drosophila takahashii is the source of this 251-nucleotide messenger RNA. RefSeq lists its product as uncharacterized. Lineage: Eukaryota; Metazoa; Arthropoda; Insecta; Diptera; Drosophilidae. The record is from RefSeq and is a predicted model, not a curated record.
AUCCCUGAGUUCGAAGCGAAGAUCAGCGAAGAUGAUUGCCACAACGGUGUGUUUUUACCUGGUGCUGCUGGCCAUUAUCAUGGCGUUCCUGUCCCCCUCCGUAGACGGUUGCUUCAUCCUGCUGGCCUGCCUGUUGAAAUCCCCCUUGUGUCCUUACAACACCACCUCGUCUGGAUGAUAGAGUGAAUUUUUUGUGUUGCCUCUGCCCCACAACCCUCACCCAAUAAAUACGAUUAUGCAUUGAAAAAAUA